AUGGAAAACCUACUACCCCCACCUCCUCCCCAAUCGAAAGAGUUUUCCACUCCCCCAAGAAAUAGACAUCGUCACAAGAGAUCCUUUGCUAUAUCUGGAGAUUUUGAAUUUCUGAAACAGCCGACUUCUGCUCCUGCUUUACCUUCUGCAUACGACUCACCCACUUUUGAAGAUUUGUCGACAAUAGCAAAUAGCGCAAAGCUGACGGUACCUAACGAUUCGGCAUUGAUAUGUUCUCCGAGCCCAAGGUUUUUUAUUAGUGGAGAAUCUACAUAUACAUCACCAAUUAAAGGAGUGCCGGACGCUAUCAUUGAUUUAGAUGAUGUAUUUACCGAUAAUCCAAAAAUGUUUAAAUCGCACCGAAAGACGAAAUCUGUUCCAGUAAAAUUAGACGAUUUCUAUUCUUUCCAUAAAGGUAGUUCCGUACCAGAAUUAACUAUAAAUGAGGAAAUAGAUGAAGAUGAAACUAAUUCUCAACUAUUGGGACCCAUAAAACCAUCUUCAAGCUCUUUGUCUACAUGCAUGGACAAGGAUAAGAAGAGGCCACUGGAAAAUGCUAAAAGUUACAAUUCAUUAAAAAUUCAAGCACAAAAGCAGAGAUACUAUAAUUCUACAAGAUAUUUGCCCUUAAGCAGCGAUGAAAGACCCACAGAUUCGCAAACUUUAACGAAGCAGAGUUCCAUUACUUCCUUAUUUUCUUCCAGAUCCAUUACUCCUGUAUCCUGUAAUAUCAAUACUGCAGGCAGAAUUAAUGCAAUCAACGGCAAUUACCUCGAUGAUGUUCUUUAUGAUCUGGAUACCCCUGCAUCAACGUUAAUCCAGGAUGUUGAUAAUCUACAAAUAACUUCUACUGAAAGGAUUAGAUCGACCCCGCAAUCGUCUUCGAUGAAAAAUUGUUUUCCUAAAGAUGGAAAAUACAUCAAUGGUUUCAACUUUCAAUCUCAGAAUUACGAUAUAGCAUCUCUCACUGAGGAUUUCGACCCAAUAACAUCAUUGUCUUCCUCUAUUCUUGAUUCUGAAAAACAAAGCGUCGAUGAAGAAGAAAGCAUCCCAGAAGAAAUCCUACUCGGAGAACCCCUGCAUGUAUACAAUGAAAUUUCUAAAUCCGGCGAAGGUGUCAUUUUUCCAACAAAACAAGAAUCUGUGUCCACUGACAGGAACAGUGAGCUCAGUCCAAGCCAGUAUGAAAAAAUAUCCUUUAAAAGACGCGGAAGAUUUAAAAUUUUUGCCAAAUUGUUUUCCACUAAGAAAUAA
Messenger RNA from Saccharomyces eubayanus, 1254 nucleotides. It is a transcript of the gene HLR1, whose product is annotated as Hlr1p. NCBI's taxonomy places the organism in Eukaryota, Fungi, Ascomycota, Saccharomycetes, Saccharomycetales, Saccharomycetaceae. The record is from RefSeq and is a predicted model, not a curated record. Bases 1 to 1254 code for a protein of 417 amino acids. The transcript has a single exon.